GCGCGUGCAACCGACACCCGCGGAUGAUCCCGGAGCCUCAGCUCGACGCCGCUCACUCGUGGAUUUCCCGCGAACCGGAGACUCGCGCGCGGACCGCUGCCCAUCAUGCCGUGAUGGUGUCGCACUCGCGGACGCGUCACGCGUGUUUGUGAUUGAGGUAGAAGAAGAUGAUGAAGAUGAUGAUGGUGAGGAGCGGGACUCUCCUCAGACUCACGGUGCUCGUGUUGGUCGCCGGUUCGAGCGGGAUGCCGCACGUGCUCCGAUUCGGUGGUAUAUUUGAGUCGAUAGAGAGUGGCCCGUCCGGACCGGAGGAACUGGCCUUUAAAUUUGCACUGAACACCAUUAACAGAAACCGAACGCUUUUGCCCAACACAACGCUUACAUACGACAUCCAGAGAAUCAACGUCUUUGACAGUUUCGAGGCCUCCAGAAAAGCCUGCGAGCAGCUCUCCCUGGGUGUGGCAGCAAUCUUUGGCCCCUCCCACAGCUCGUCAGCCAAUGCGGUGCAGUCUAUCUCUAAUGCUCUGGGCGUCCCUCACAUUCAGACGCGCUGGAAGCAUCAGGUGUCUGACAACAGAGACGCGUAUUACGUCAGUCUGUACCCGGAUUUCUCCUCCCUCAGUCGUGCAAUACUGGAUCUAGUGCACUUCUUCAGAUGGAAGAUGGUCACUGUGGUGUAUGAUGACAGCACCGGUCUGAUCCGUCUGCAGGAGCUCAUUAAAGCUCCGUCCAGAUAUAACAUCCGGCUGAAGAUCCGACAGCUUGCCGUUGACACCAAGGACGCCAAACCGCUGCUCAAAGAGAUGAAGAAAUCCAAAGAGUUUCAUGUUAUCUUCGACUGCAGUCAUGAGAUGGCCGCGUGGAUCCUCAAACAGGCUCUAUCAAUGGGAAUGGUGACUGAAUACUACCAUUACAUCUUUACCACACUGGAUCUGUUUGCUCUGGAUAUGGAGCCGUAUCGGUUCAGUGGAGUAAACAUGACUGGGUUCCGUAUCCUGAACACGGAGAGUGCGCAGGUGUCGUCCAUCAUCGAGAAAUGGUCCAUGGAGCGACUGCAGGCGCCGCCCAAACCAGACUCAGGCCUGCUGGACGGCUUCAUGACGACGGACGCAGCUCUCAUGUAUGAUGCAGUUCACGUGGUCGCAGUCGCCGUUCAACAGUCGCCGCAGAUCACCGUCAGCUCGCUACAAUGUAACAGACACAAACCCUGGCGCUUCGGAGGAAGAUUUAUCGGCCUGAUUAAAGAGGCUUCAUGGGACGGACUGACGGGACGAAUUCUGUUCAACAAAACCAACGGCCUGAGAACAGACUUUGAUCUGGAUGUGAUCAGUCUGAAAGAGAACGGACUUGAGAAGAUUGGGACGUGGGAUCCUCCUCGUGGCCUGAACAUGACAGAUAAUCACAAGAGCAAAAUCACCAACAUCACAGAUUCACUGUCUAACAAAUCACUGCGAGUGUCCACUAUACUGGAGGAGCCGUACGUUAUGUUUAAGAAGUCCGAUAAACCUCUGUAUGGUAACGACCGCUUUGAGGGUUACUGUGUGGAUCUGCUUCGGGAACUCUCUGGAAUCCUGGGGUUCCGCUACGAGAUCCGAUUGGUGGAGGACGGGAAGUACGGUGCUUUUGAAGAGAGCUCGGGCCAGUGGAACGGCAUGGUGCGCGAGCUUAUGGAUCAUAAAGCAGAUCUGGCCGUGGCCCCGUUGACCAUUACGUACGCCCGAGAGAAGGUGAUUGACUUCUCCAAACCCUACAUGACGCUGGGCAUCAGCAUCCUGUACCGCAAACCCAACGGCACCAACCCCGGCGUGUUCUCCUUCCUCAACCCUCUCUCCCCUGAUAUCUGGAUGUAUAUUCUGCUGGCCUGCUUGGGUGUCAGUUGUGUGCUGUUUGUCAUAGCCAGGUUCAGUCCGUAUGAGUGGUAUAACCCUCACCCCUGUAACCCCGACUCAGAUGUGGUGGAGAAUAACUUCACACUGCUCAACAGUUUCUGGUUUGGUGUCGGAGCGCUCAUGCGGCAGGGUUCGGAGCUCAUGCCUAAAGCUCUCUCCACAAGGAUAGUUGGAGGAAUCUGGUGGUUUUUCACUCUCAUUAUUAUUUCAUCAUACACGGCAAACCUCGCAGCCUUUCUGACCGUAGAGAGGAUGGAGUCGCCCAUCGAUUCUGCUGAUGAUCUAGCAAAACAAACCAAGAUCCUGUAUGGUGUGGUGGAGGACGGCGCCACCAUGACUUUCUUUAAGAAAACGAAGAUCUCGACGUAUGAUAAGAUGUGGGAGUUUAUGAACAGCCGUCGACAGUCAGUGAUGGUGAAGAGCGUUGAGGAGGGUAUCCAUCGAGUGCUCACGUCAGAUUACGCCUUCCUGAUGGAGUCCACUGCCAUCGAGUUCGUCACCCAGCGAAACUGUAACCUCACGCAGAUCGGAGGACUCAUCGACUCGAAGGCGUACGGCGUGGGAACGCCCAUGGGCUCUCCGUACCGAGACAAGAUCACCAUCGCCAUCCUGCAGCUCCAGGAGGAGGGGAAGCUGCACAUGAUGAAGGAGAAGUGGUGGAGAGGAAACGGCUGUCCGGAGGAGGAGAGUAAAGAGGCCAGCGCGCUCGGCGUGCAGAACAUCGGAGGGAUCUUCAUCGUUCUCGCCGCCGGUCUGGUGCUGUCCGUGUUCGUCGCUGUCGGGGAGGUGCUGUACAAAUCCAAACAGAACGCUCAGAUAGAGAAGCGUUCAUUCUGCAGCGCGAUGGUUGAGGAGCUCCGAGUGUCUUUAAAAUGCCAACGGCGACGGAAACAGAAACCGCAGCCGCCCGCCAUUGUCAAAACAGAGGAGGUGAUUAACAUGCAUACCUUUAACGACAGGAGACUCCCGGGAAAAGAGACGAUGGCAUAAAA
Myxocyprinus asiaticus (Chinese sucker) is the source of this 2881-nucleotide messenger RNA. RefSeq names its product glutamate receptor ionotropic, kainate 2-like. Bases 168 to 2879 code for a protein of 903 amino acids. The record is from RefSeq and is a predicted model, not a curated record. NCBI's taxonomy places the organism in Eukaryota, Metazoa, Chordata, Actinopteri, Cypriniformes, Catostomidae. Gene Ontology annotation, molecular function: kainate selective glutamate receptor activity; transmitter-gated monoatomic ion channel activity involved in regulation of postsynaptic membrane potential. Gene Ontology annotation, biological process: synaptic transmission, glutamatergic; monoatomic ion transport; modulation of chemical synaptic transmission. The transcript has 16 exons. Gene Ontology annotation, cellular component: postsynaptic membrane; kainate selective glutamate receptor complex; plasma membrane.